Hemisphaericaspora subhashii is the source of this 4386-nucleotide messenger RNA. RefSeq lists its product as uncharacterized. The coding region runs from base 1 to 4386 and encodes 1461 amino acids. The transcript is spliced from 4 exons. The record is from RefSeq and is a predicted model, not a curated record. Gene Ontology annotation, molecular function: nucleic acid binding. NCBI's taxonomy places the organism in Eukaryota, Fungi, Ascomycota, Pichiomycetes, Serinales, Debaryomycetaceae.
AUGUCUGAAACUCAAGAACCAAAUGGUUUGAAUGACCCAAUUCAACAACAACAACAACAACAGCCUGAAGAAGUAGAAGAUACGUCACAACGAUCAGAACAGCAAGAGGAACCACCAACCACAGACAAGAAGAAAAAGAAGAAGAAAUCAGUAGGAUUUGCUCCACCACCAGCAGAAGAUCUUAAACAACAUCAUCAAGAAUUACAAAAGAAAAUAGAAAUCAAAAAGAAAUCAAAUCCUUUUCAAAAAGUCCCAGUUGAAUUAGCUUAUUUAGAACGUAAGAAAUUAGGAGAAGGGCCCAAACCAUUACUUCAACUGAAACAAGUUGGAGAGAGUCAACCCAAGGCUAAACCGGUAAAGUUAUUGAACGAUUUAUCAACAAUGAAAUUCUUUGAUGUUAAAGAUAUUUCUGUUCAAAAUAAAGAAACUGAAUUACAAUUUCAUUAUACAACAAUUGAUUUACCUCCAAACCCCAAUAGCAUAAUUGUUGAUAUUAAAUUUGGUUCUUUAAAUUCUUAUGAUUUAUCCAAAAUCAAUCAAUAUCUUUUAAAUGUAAGUAAUAUUAAAGUUGGUUUAGGAUUUGAAUUCUCAGGUGUUGUCGCAUAUGUUGGUUCUAAUAUGAAAGAUAAAUAUUCAAUUAAUGAUUAUGUAUUUGGUAUAUUAGAUCCUAAUGAUAAAAGAGGAGCAUUAUCUACGAAUCAAAUUGUUUAUCCUGGAAGAGAUGUGGCUAUUAAAGUUAAUCAAGAAUUACUUGAUCAAUUGGAUGAUAUAGAUAUCGAUCUUUCAUUCACUAAUGCAAAUGAAGAUUUUGAAAUUGAUUCAGACUCAGAACCUUCAAUUAUCCCAGAACCUUCAAAACAUCGUCGUAGAACUGAAUUCCCGGUUGAAGAUAAACUACCACCAUUAGCAAAAUUAUCAACGAUAUCUGUUUUAUAUAACCGAUCCAAACAAUUGCUUCAACAUUUACAACCCACAAACCGAGCCAAUUUAUUAAUAAAUGGAGCAGACACAAAUAUUGGACUCACAAUAAUUCAAACCCUCUUUGCGGAAUACAAUUUCGAGCAUAUUAACUUAAUCCUCAUAAUCCGAGAAUCUUCUCAACAUUUCAUGGAACAAGCUAUCUCCAAUUUCAAACAAAAAUAUUUCGAUCCAUCCACAGAAAAGCAUAUAUCAGUCAUCCCAUUCGAUCUCCUCAACGAAGAUCUAAUCUUUCCCGGAGAACGUAUUCCCGUCCAAUACAAAAAACCGACCUUAUUAGCCACGGAAAUCUUCCAAGCUCUCUUCAAACCCCACGAUAUCGACCACCACCCGCCAAUCGACCCAUCAAACGUUGUCGACUACAAACUUGACUAUUUCAUAGAUUUAAUCGGCUGUAAGAAAUACUUCCAACCCAAUAUCCAUCUUAACGAAUUAGAUUCCCUAUCACUCCCAUUCAAAGCCCAUUUAGCAUCCUCACUCGAAUCAUUAUUUGGAAAAACAAAGGAACCAUUCUUUGUUAAAUUACUUAAACCAAAAAAAUACGGUUCGGCAAUGAUAUCAGGAUGUAAAUAUACCCUAGAAACCCCAAGUUAUAACAUUGACAAACUUAUCGAAUUAGAUAAUCCAAUCCUCAACCCUUGGGCUAAUAAAUUCACUUCGGGAUUGUUUAAUAAUUGGACACCCUAUAAUUAUUUCCAAGAGAUGGGAUUGGAGAUUAGGGAAGAAUGGACUAAGAUUGCGUUGGAGUUGGUGUUGGCGGGGAGAAUGAAGUUUAGGAUUGGGGGAUAUCGUGAUUGGAGAAAUGGAUAUAAGGAAUUGAUUAAGGAUUUGAGAGUUAAUGAUGGGAAGAUUUCCAAUACCAAGAAUCAUAAUAGAAGACUGCAGACAAGACGGGCAAUGGAGUCUAUAAUGAACGAGCAAGAAGAAUCAGAGAUGGAAGAAGAAAGUGGAUUUUCAGAAUACGAUUCCUCAGAACUGAUAGAUGUUGAAAGAGACUUACGAGAAAUGGAAGAAUAUUAUAAUGGAAUGCGAAUGCUUUAUGCUUUCUUAGGCAAACCUUCCCAUCGAUAUGAUCCUCAACCCUAUGAGAUUAAAGAUGAGGGUUUAAACUCAGCGGAUGAAUCAAAUGAUGAAGCCCCUGAAGAACUCUCCCCGAGAGAUGAGAUGAUCUUGCGUGAUUGGAUCAAAUCCCAACAGCUGAAUGGAAGAAAACUCACCCGUUCCCAAAUCGAACAACGUGCCAGUAGAAUAUUAUAUCAGAAAUUCGUCUUCGAACCAUUAGAUAAGAACUGGUUGAAGGAUUUCAGUAACAAAUAUCCUAGUCUUGGAUUAAGCGUCAUCCAUAAUCAUAAGAUGAAAAUCAUAAAUUGGGGUCGACCAAGUUAUGAAGACUUGGAAGCAUGGUUCAAGCUAUUUCAUGAUACUGUUAGCAGGGAAAAUAUCAAACCUGAGAACAUCUACAGCAUGCAAGAGACCACCUUUAGAAUCAGGAAGCAAGGAAAUAUCAACCACAAUCACAGUGCAUCCAAUCGGAUCCAUAAAUCUCCACAAGACGAAACAGCCUUCCCCGAAAUCUUCACCACCUAUGAAACAAUCUCAACCACCGGCAAAAGCCUCACCCCACAUCUCAUUCACAAAGGAAAAGGAAUUGAAGAGGAAUGGUUUGAUCGUCGAAAAAUUCCUAAAAUCAGAUAUGGCAACACGAAGGAUGGAUGGUCCAUCGAACCCGACUUCCUCGAUUACUUUGAUGACACAUUCAUCUGCGAAACCCAACCCACCGACCCCGAUGAAUGGCGACUUCUUAUCUUAGAUCCACAGGUCCAAUACGGCUGUCGUGAGCUUAUGUCCCAUGCGAUCGCAAAUAAAAUAUGGUUAUUAUACAUCCCGCCCUAUUCGCAUGGAUAUACCCAACCCAUGGAUCUAUUAGGUUCACAAUUGAAGAGGGAGUUUAAUAUGGCGUGUGAUAGGUUGAGGAAUGAGAGUACUUUGGACAUAUUUUUGGCUUCUGGAGUUUACGGAUAUUGUCGUCAUAAGGGGAUGUUUAGGAAGGAGAAUAUCUUGAGAAGUUGGGAGAGGACAGGACUUGUGCCGUUUAACCCCUCGAUUAUACAAGCAACCAAAUACAGUAGUAAUUAUAGCAUGCCUCCUGUUAGAAGACUGCAGCAUUCAAAUAACAGCAAUUUAGCACAGCAAGAAGCUGUAGCCAUAAGGGAGGAGCAGGAAGUUAUAGUCUUAGACGACACCGAAGAAGAAGAGGAAGAAGAAGAAGAAGAAGAAAAUGGAGUAUCCCAUCGUGGUCCUUACACUGUUAGUCUUCUCAAUUAUGAUGAUAUUGAUAAUUAUGAUGUGUAUAGUGAAGAUAAUAUUAAUAGAGUAGCACGUAUACAACUAGAAAUGCAUAGAAUAACCGUGCCCGAACAGCGUGAGUUAUGUGAUUGGAUCAAAGCCGAGUAUGCGAGUGGCAGGGAUGUUUAUGCUCGACACAUUAUAGAAUAUGCAACCGAAUUGAUGGAGAAGAGAGGUGAUUUUGAGGGGGAACCAUUAGAUGAUGAAUGGUUAAAAGAAUUCUGCGGAAGAUAUUCCAUUGAUUUUGACAAGCUAAACAAGAAACCAAAUAGUAGAUUGGAUUGUGGACCACGUUAUAAAGGAGUUGAUAGAGCUUUCCAACUAUUCCAUGAGCUUGUUGAACGUCUCAAUAUCAAAAAGGAGAAUAUAUACAGCAUGGACCAAACUUUCUUUAAAAUGUUAGACCGCGCGCUGAAUUAUGAAGUUAGAGCUGAUUUAGACGCACAGAAGGAGAGACUUCUUCCAGAAAUAUUCACCACCACUGAAAUCAUUUCCGCCACUGGGAAAUACCUUUUACCCUUGCUUACCCUAAAAACUGACGGUUUAGAUGAUAAAUGGUUUGACCGUGAUUCAAAAAACAUACCCAAUUUCUGUUAUGGAAUAAAUCAGAACGGACGUCCUUGCGAGAAACAAGUUAUGCAUUAUUUCGAAAACAUCUUCAUUAAUGAGACACAACCAUCAGACCCCAAUGAAUGGAGAUUGGUCGUUCUCACAGAUAGGGAGAAUUACGUUACGGAUGAGUUUAUAGUGAAGGCAAAAGAACAUAAAGUGUGGCCCUUAUAUGUUUACCGCUCUACUUCUAAUUUUACCCAACCUCUGGAUAUAGUUGCUUCACCGUUGAAAAGAUCGUUUGAGUUGGUGUGUAAUAGAAUAAGAGAAGCAACUGGUGAUGAUAUCUUGAACAGGUAUGCUGUUAUUCAUGCUUAUGAUAUUUGUCGUAAAGAGGUUUUGCAGGAGGAUCAUAUUGUGAAAGCAUGGAAAAGAUCUGGGUUUGUUCCGUUUAAACCCCAGGAGGUAUUGGAAAGGUAUAGAACAAGAAGAGAACCAAUUUAUUCUAAGUAG